UGUUUUCCUCUGUAUUUAUUACAUAAUGGAUCCAAGAGAGCAAGAAACGCUGCGAAAGAGAAUCGAAAAGAUGGAGAAAGAGCUGAAGAGCAGCCUGGAAAGGGAGGAGAAGAUGGGAAGAGAGCUGCAGAGCAUACGGGAGCGGCUGCGGGUGGCGGAGGAGGGGGAGGAGCGGCUGUGCUAUCAGCUGGGGGAGGCGGAGGCCGAGGCGGUGGAGAAUGCGGAAGAAUAUAGAGCUAAGGUCGAGGCGUUGAUGAAGCAAAUGUCCCAUGCACAAAAGCUUUUGAGCAAGUAAAAAUUAAUGAUGCCGGUUUUUAUUCAUUUUUUAUUCUUUUGUGAUUUUAUUCAUAUACAGUAUUAAAGUGGUUUGAUGACGAUUUGAACUUUGAAUUCUUAAUUUUUUAAAUAUUUAUAUUUCUUUUUGUUUGAGUGAUGAUAAAUCGGUAUAUUGUUUA
This is a messenger RNA of Salvia hispanica, 455 nucleotides long. The record is from RefSeq and is a predicted model, not a curated record. NCBI's taxonomy places the organism in Eukaryota, Viridiplantae, Streptophyta, Magnoliopsida, Lamiales, Lamiaceae.